Vigna unguiculata (cowpea) is the source of this 1884-nucleotide messenger RNA. RefSeq names its product plant intracellular Ras-group-related LRR protein 5-like. The record is from RefSeq and is a predicted model, not a curated record. Gene Ontology annotation, cellular component: cytoplasm. NCBI's taxonomy places the organism in Eukaryota, Viridiplantae, Streptophyta, Magnoliopsida, Fabales, Fabaceae.
UGUCUGAGCCUGCAACGAUAGUUUGUGUGUAUACUAGAAUAAGAUAAUAGCGAAAUCCUGAAAGCACAAAGCAACACUAUAAUUGAAGCCUCUCUCCUUCUUCCAUCAUAGCAAUAAUCAUGGCCCCGAUGCUGGAGAGUGAAAAAGACCCUCCACAACCACCUUCACGUGCCUUUCUGGACACAGUUGAAGAAAUCACCACAAUUUAUAGGUCACUGCCACCUCGACCUUCCAUUGAAGAGGUGGAAGCUGCCACGUCCACUGUGGAUACCCUCAACAACGACGAACAAACCAAACUUCACGAAAUCUCAAAGCAAAAACCCCCUCACGAUGUUCCCGAGGACCUCUUCUCUGUCCUGCAGCAACUCAAGAAGACCAUGGUCCUUUUCCAUACCCACCAACACAGGAGAGAGGCUCUUCAACUUCUUGAGCUCGAAAAAAUGUUUCAAACAUUCGCUGAUCUCAUUCAGAGGGCUUCUGAAUUGGUCUCUGGAGAUACCCAGAAGCAAAGCCUUCCCACUAUACCCGAAGAACUCGUAGUGAUCACUGACCAAAGUGAAACUUUGGUCAAGGAAGAAGAAGAAUCGCAGAAGAAUGAUUCACAAGUGAUACAGCGCUCCUUGUCUACAGGGGGUGGAAGCACUGAGAAAUUAAGUCUAAUGAAAGUUGCUACUGUUAUUGAAAGUUGUGCUGGUAGUGGAGCUACAACCCUUGAACUCAGAGGGAAGUUGGAGGAUCAGAUGGAAUGGUUGCCGGUGUCAAUUGGGAAAUUAUCUGGUGUCACUGAAAUGGACCUAUCAGAAAACAGAAUCAUGGCUCUUCCUACAACCAUUGUGGGUCUCAAGGCCUUAACAAAGCUUGAUCUUCACUCAAACCAGCUUAUAAACCUUCCCCAUUCAUUUGGUGAAUUGGUAAACCUUGUUGAUCUUGACCUCCACGCCAACAGAUUGAAAUCACUUCCUGCCACUUUCGGAAACUUGACAAACCUCAUUGAUCUAGACUUGAGCUCAAAUGGGUUCACAAAUUUACCAGAGACAAUUGGGAAUUUGAGCAGCUUGAAGAGACUGAAUGCUGAGACCAACGAGCUUGAGGAACUGCCUCACACAAUUGGAAAUUGCUCAUCGCUAUCUGCGCUCAAGUUAGAUUUCAACCAGCUCAAGGGCUUACCUGAGGCAAUUGGGAAGCUUGAAUGGUUGGAGGUUCUCACUUUGCACUAUAAUAGAGUUAAGAGGUUGCCUUCCACAGUGGGUAAUCUACGCAAUUUGAAGGAACUUGAUGUUAGCUUUAAUGAGCUCGAAUUUGUACCAGAGAACCUGUGUUUUGCAACUAAUUUGAAGAAAUUAAACUUGGGGAAGAACUUUGCGGACCUAAGAGCCUUGCCAACAUCAAUUGGAAAUCUUGAAAUGCUUGAGGAGUUGGAUAUAAGUGAUGAUCAAAUAAAAUCUUUGCCAGAGUCUUUCAGGUUCUUGUCCAAGUUGAGAGUUUUUCGAGCUGAUGAGACCCCCCUUGAGGUGCCACCCAGAGAAUUGGUCAAGUUGGGUGCUCAGGAGGUUGUGCACUAUAUGGCUGAUUUUGUCACCAAAAGGGACGCAAGAAUUGUGCCAUCAAAGAAAAAGAAGGGGUUCUGGUCCUGGUUUUGCUCCAUAUUUUGUUCAAAGCUUGAAUGAUGAUUGGACAAAAACAAAAUCUAUGUUAAUGUAUGUUUCUUUUGCUUGUACUUUUGUGUGUCCGUUGCAUAUGAUUGAAACACCUUGUUUUUCCCUAAUAGAACUUUGAUUUGCCUUGUAAACUUUGUUUAUAACUUUGAUUUUCUGCAAAUAUUUGUGUAUACAAGGAGUAUUUUUGUAACUGAAAUCAAAGAUAUGGCAAUUCCUGGGUUUUUAA